GGCGGGUCAUAUCUAUCUUCGAAGAAGGGAACGGGAGAAGUACAACACAAUUGCAAAGGAAGGGCUAACAGGCUCUGGAGAUGAACAGGAUCCGGAUUCACGUGCUGCCGUCCAGCAGGGGUCGCGUAGCGCCCGCCGCCCGCUCCCAGGAGCCCCAGACCUGCUCCUUCUCCCAGCGGCCCUGCUCGCAGCCCCGCCUGGAGGGCCUGGAGUUCUGCAUAAAGCACGUUCUGGAGGACAAGAACGCCCCCUACAGGCAGUGCAGCUACGUCUCCAACAAGAACGGCCGGCGCUGCCCCAACGCGGCGCCCAAGCCGGAGAAGAAAGACGGGGUGACGUUCUGCGCCGAGCACGCCCGCAGGAAUGCCCUCUCCCUCCAGGCCCAGAUGAGGAAGGUGUCGUCCGGGCCCUCCCCGGAGGUGCUCCUGUCCCAGCUGAGCGGGUACAGCCGGCCCGAGACCGGGGUCCCCGGCCAGGACGGGAGCCGCAGCGAAGCCAGCCGAAUGCUGGACGAGGACAGCUGGAGUGAGGAGGAGCAGGACUCCGUUUUGCUGGACCAGACGUGGAAGGGGGACCCCGACAGCGAGGCAGACAGCAUCGACAGCGAUCACGAGGACCCCCUAAAACACGCGGGGGUGUACACUGCAGAAGAAGUAGCCCUGAUCACUCGCGAGAAGCUGAUCCGCCUCCAGUCGCUCUACAUCGACCAGUUCAAGCGCCUGCAGCACCUGCUGAAGGAGAAGAAACGCCGCUACCUGCACAGCCGCAAGGUGGAGCACGACACCGUAGGGAGCAGUCUGCUCACAGGGCCCGAGGGCUUGUCCAUGAAGGAGCGGGAGAACCUGAAGAAGCUGAAGGCCCUGCGCCGUUACCGUCGGCGAUACGGUGUGGAGGCGCUGCUGCACCGGCAGCUCCGGGAGCGCCGGCUGGCUGCCACCGAGGGAUCCGUCCUGCAGGCCCACUCUGCACGCUCCAGUCAGAGGUGCAUCUCCUUUGUGGAGGGGGUGCGCUGCUCCAGUCAGAGUCUGCCGAUGACCCGCCACUGCGUCUCCCAUAUCUACCAGGACAGUAACCAGGUGCUGUUUAAGAUGUGCCCGGGCCUGAAGGACGUGCCCUGCGACCGGCCCGUCCACAUGGGCCAGUCGGAGGAGCCGCGCUGCCCCCUGCACCUGUCCCUGCCGCCCCCCAUGUACCAGCCCGAGCAGGAGCCGCUGGUGCCCGAGGAGCUGACCCCCGCCCCCACCGAGCUGUACCUGAGCGCCGCCGAGCUGCAGCCCACCGAGAACCUGCCGCUGGAGUUCAGCGACGACCUGGACGUGGUGGGGGACAGAAUGGAGUGCCCGCCCUCCCCGCUGCUGUUCGACACGGCGCUGGCCCUGGAGGACCAGACCAUCCGCGAGAUCGCCGAGGCCCCCAUGGACAUCCUGACGGGCGCGGAGCAGGCCGAGCUGGAGCUCUCUGAGAGAGGGGCCAUCCCCAUGGAGGAGGACCAGGUCGUCUCGGAGACCGGUGUGACUGGCGCCCCGGAGGGAGGGGCCAUGGGAGACGGCACGGCGAACGACUUCGGCAUAACGGCGAACGCCACAUGAGAGCCACCGCGUGCGCACAACCAGCGGCGUGGACGGGACGGCCCGGGGACGCCGUUUCAACACCAAACGAACAAAUAAAAACGCCCUUAAAAGCAGAGACUUCGCUGCACCCUUCGCCGGGGCCCCAGACCUCUCUCGCCAGGGUGGACCUGCUACGGAGGCGAGGGGGGGACAUGGUUCCCUCGUUGUGUUCUUGCGCACGGUCGCUUUCCCGCAGGGUUCCCUGGUCCUGACGUCCUGAGAUCCUGUCUGGUUUUGAAGGGGGUCUUUGAAGCGGUCUGCAGCUCCCAGCUCCCAAGUGUUCGCCAGGUGUCACUAGCUGCAGAUACCAUGCUGUUAAUAAGCCCUGUUUGUAACUGUUCAGAAGAAUUAAAAAAACAUGACCAAUGUA
Molecule: messenger RNA, 1980 nt
Organism: Anguilla anguilla (European eel)
Lineage: Eukaryota; Metazoa; Chordata; Actinopteri; Anguilliformes; Anguillidae
Gene: kansl2
Product: KAT8 regulatory NSL complex subunit 2
Exons: 10
Coding region: 81-1589 (502 amino acids)
Cellular component (GO): NSL complex
Source: RefSeq, a predicted model, not a curated record